Molecule: messenger RNA, 423 nt
Organism: Suillus subalutaceus
Lineage: Eukaryota; Fungi; Basidiomycota; Agaricomycetes; Boletales; Suillaceae
Exons: 6
Coding region: 1-423 (140 amino acids)
Source: RefSeq, a predicted model, not a curated record
AUGACCAAAGACCACAGGCCGAAACUUCCUCCAGGGGCCUCUGGAUCCAGAGAAGCAGCUGCUGGCGAGAGCUUGAACCAGCCCCAUAACGGAUUCCGUCAGACCCUGCGGAAACUUAAGAAGAAUGCGACCAAAAAGAUUUCUAAACGCUUCAAGUGUGCUCGCCACCAAACCCCUGCUGUCCAGAACGAUACUCAUCAAGGUGCCUCAUCGAAUCAGAAUAUUGAGGAUGAGUCGCAUCUGCAUCCUUCCGAUGAUAACAUCCCUGAGAAUCCCAGUGGUUGUGUAAACCAAGGAGCGCCCGGAGAACCUGCUUCGAAGGAUCAGGCUUCAUCUGGCGUGGAAGAGAUCCCUGAUUUCAAAUCAGUUGAUGCUAAGCUUCAAGAUACCCACUACAUAUCUUCAACCACUCAAAAAUUUUGA